Molecule: messenger RNA, 1773 nt
Organism: Atta colombica
Lineage: Eukaryota; Metazoa; Arthropoda; Insecta; Hymenoptera; Formicidae
Product: post-GPI attachment to proteins factor 2-like
Exons: 5
Coding region: 528-1313 (261 amino acids)
Biological process (GO): GPI anchor biosynthetic process
Cellular component (GO): endoplasmic reticulum membrane; Golgi membrane
Source: RefSeq, a predicted model, not a curated record
AUGAGUUGAGACAAGUUGAGAGAAAGGAGGCGAAUCUCUACUAAUUUUUUGUCGCUGAGGAUCUUCUCUGAAAAUCGGAGAAAUCUUCCUCAGCGAGUUCGCCUGUCGAUCGAUUAUUCGUGAUUGAACUUCAAAAAAUCCGAUUCGUCGCAAGACAAAACGAGAUGUCAGUCCAUCCGCACUCCGCAGUACUUCGGCAUUGCGCAUUCGUUUAGAAUCAUCACGCACGUUGACAUUUUGAUUUGAUUCUCUGCUCGGGCUCUGCCGCAGUCUUCGGGAACUCAGACAAAGCGAACGCCAGGAACAUGGUGACUCGGCCGCGAUUUUGCCCUUUCGCCCGUUAUUUAUAGAGCUGGCAGGUUAUUUCUAAAAUCAAUCGCACAGGGAUGUCGUGGCAUGCGGAGUGAUGGAUCAUUGAAUGGAGAUGCAAGGUUGGAGAACAACAUGAAUUUGUAUCGCACAAUUAUCUGACUGGGAUCUACUCUUCGAGUUAUCGUGUCUUCAUAACUUUACGCACAAAUGUCAGGAUGUUAAGCGGUGCUGUCAAUAUGGAACUGAAUAAUGUUGUGAGCAACAAAAGUUCCGUAUAUCUUGCACUGUCGUUUCGUAGGCUGUGCCUGGCGACAGUUGGCUUACCACUUGUGUCGCUGUUAUUCUGCUUCAUCACAGCAUAUAUAUUUCAACAGGACGAUAUUCACGAAACUCAUUGUAGGGUCUAUAAUAUUCUUCCAUCGAUCUCAGCCAUUACUGGAGUAUCUCCACAGAGAUAUUUAUGGCGUAUCAGUAUAGCAUUACAUAUUGGUCCUAGACUGGUUAUCGCCAGUGUUUAUCAUUCAUAUUAUUACAAGAUACUUAAGAACAUUGAAGAUGUGCCUCUACAAAUUACAGGGAGCAGGCUCCUAAACCUAUGCUAUUGGCUAAACAUUGCCGAGAUAGCAGCUUUGUCUGGUGUAACAUAUAUUUCUAACAGAGAAAAUUAUUCGGUGCACGAAAAAAUUUUCAUAGUGUUCAUGAUUAGCUCGCUCACAUAUAUGUUGACUGCUGUGAGAUUGGGUCGUUUAAUAACUCCAAAUGCACAAAGUCUUCAGUACAAACAAGUGCUUUUUAUGACAAGUCUCGUCAGUACAAUCUUUCUUAUUAUUUUCUUCUUAAAACAUCGACUGCUGUGUCACGAUUUGGCAUUUAGUUGGUUUUCACUAUGUGAGUACGUGAUAGCUUUUGCAAAUAUGGGCUUUCACAUCACUGUGGUUUCGGACUUUCCAGAAGAACAACUGAUCGUAGGUCACGGUUUACCUGCCGUAAAAAUAGAUUAACCUUAUAGGAUAACUCAUCAUUCUCAUCGUCAUAUUAAAGUACCUAUUGCCUCUGCAUGGAAGUGCUACAAAUUAUUGUUUUUAAGAGAUGAAAGUUUAGCAUACCACGUGAUAUAUAAUUUCACGAUUGUCUCACGAGUUUUAUGAUAUUUACAAUAUUACAUUAUGUUACCCUCUUGAGAUUGAUACAAUUUGCUUCCAGUGAUAUUUAAGAGAUAGAUAUCAUUUUUAUCUUUACUUUUACAUUGUCUCGCAAUAUUAACUACGAUAUUCGACCAAUAAUUCCGAACGAGAAGACACGUGAAAAGAAUAAAAAUAUCUAGCGCUUCCAAAAUGUGGCACCGGUUACUUUUAAAGCGAUGAAAUAUGUAACGGCCUUUUAAUAUUGUAUUUAGUAAUAGAGUACAAUCAUAGUAAAUAAUAGUUAGAAGUAUCCUACAUACAAACAACAUUUAUUGUU